GACCGGAAGGACGACCACUUUUCACCGGAAAGGCGGAGCACUUGGUUAGCUUGAUUGUUGCUUGCGAGCUGCUGUCAUGGCGGUGUCUCUGUCUCGUCGCUCAGUAGCGCAGCAGCAACAGAAUAGCUUACAGUCUCCGCCGAGGAACAGCUCACUUUCAGGUGCUACGCCGAUGGCAGUGAUCAACUCCCCGCAUGAGAGUGAGCGGGAAUGCAGCGGAGGAAUCGAAGGCGCUCUGGCCUCUCCGGACCUGCCUGCCCCGGUGCUAGCGAGCAGCGCGAGUUCAAACACGACAACCUCUGGCGGCAGCGGCGUCUCGAGCCCCGGCUCUGGGGCCACAAGCCCCACUGACGGUAUCAGCGGAGUCGGCGGAGCCUUCCGGGAGUUGUUCGAAGCCUGCCGCAAUGGAGAUGUGUCAAGAGUGAAGCGGCUCGUCGACUCGGUGAACGUGAACGCAAAAGACAUGGCUGGCCGAAAAUCGACUCCUCUGCAUUUCGCUGCGGGGUUUGGUAGGAAAGAUGUGGUGGAGCAUCUCCUACAGACGGGGGCCAAUGUCCAUGCCAGGGAUGAUGGAGGUCUCAUCCCACUGCACAAUGCCUGCUCCUUCGGCCAUGCUGAGGUUGUGGGGCUCCUCCUGUGUCAGGGUGCAGACCCAAACGCCAGAGAUAACUGGAAUUACACUCCCUUGCAUGAGGCAGCCAUCAAAGGAAAGAUAGACGUGUGCAUAGUGUUACUCCAGCAUGGAGCCGAUCCCAACAUCCGUAACACUGAUGGAAAAUCAGCACUGGAUCUGGCCGACCCUUCUGCAAAGGCAGUGCUUACUGGUGAAUACAAAAAAGACGAACUCCUGGAAGCAGCAAGGAGUGGAAAUGAAGAAAAACUGAUGGCUCUCCUGACCCCAUUAAAUGUCAACUGUCAUGCCAGUGAUGGUCGAAAGUCAACAUCUCAAAAAAUGCUGUCGACACCCCUCCACUUGGCUGCUGGCUACAACAGAGUCCGCAUUGUUCAGCUCCUCCUUCAGCAUGGAGCUGAUGUUCACGCCAAGGACAAGGGCGGCCUGGUUCCGCUUCACAAUGCUUGUUCCUAUGGUCACUUUGAGGUUACUGAGCUUCUGCUUAAACACGGCGCCUGUGUCAACGCUAUGGACUUGUGGCAGUUCACUCCUCUCCAUGAAGCAGCAUCCAAGAACCGCGUGGAAGUUUGCUCCUUGUUGCUGAGCCAUGGGGCUGACCCGACCCUACUCAACUGUCACAGCAAGAGUGCUGUGGACAUGGCCCCCACUCCAGAGUUGAAAGAGAGGCUCACCUAUGAGUUCAAAGGUCAUUCACUGCUGCAGGCAGCUCGGGAGGCGGACAUGGCCAAAGUGAAGAAGACCCUGGCUUUGGAAAUCAUCAGCUUCAAACAUCCUCAAACCAAUGAGACAGCUCUGCACUGUGCAGUGGCUUCCCCCCACCCAAAAAGGAAGCAAGUCACUGAGUUGCUGCUACGUAAAGGUGCAAACAUUAAUGAGAAGAACAAAGACUUUAUGACACCUCUGCAUGUUGCUGCUGAGAGAGCUCAUAAUGAUAUUCUGGAGGUGUUGCAGAAACACGGAGCAAAGGUGAAUGCUGUGGACACGUUAGGACAGACAGCACUGCACCGGGCUGCUCUGGCUGGUCACAUCCAAACCUGCAAGUUGCUGCUAAGCUAUGGGGCCGACCCAUCCAUCGUGUCACUGCAGGGUUUUACUGCUGCCCAGAUGGGAAACGAAGCUGUACAACAGAUUCUCAACGAAAAUGUUCCCACACGAAACUCUGAUGUGGACUACAGAUUUCUUGAGGCAGCCAAAGCAGGAGAUCUGGACACGGUGCAACAACUUUGCACCCCUCAAAAUGUAAACUGUCGGGAUCUGGAGGGCCGUCACUCAACUCCCCUUCAUUUUGCUGCUGGUUAUAACCGUGUGGCUGUGGUGGAAUACCUGCUUCACCAUGGAGCUGAUGUCCAUGCUAAGGACAAGGGCGGCCUGGUUCCUCUUCACAAUGCAUGCUCGUACGGUCACUAUGAGGUCGCUGAGCUGCUGGUGAGACACGGCGCCUCAGUCAAUGUCGCCGACCUGUGGAAGUUCACUCCGCUUCACGAGGCAGCAGCCAAGGGAAAAUAUGAGAUUUGCAAACUGCUGCUCAAACAUGGAGCAGACCCCUCCAAGAAGAACCGGGAUGGCAACAUGCCACUCGACAUGGUGAAGGAUGGAGACACUGACAUCCAGGACCUGCUGAGGGGGGAUGCUGCCCUGCUGGAUGCUGCCAAAAAAGGUUGCCUGGCUCGUGUCCAGAAACUUUGCUCCCCAGAGAAUAUCAACUGUAGAGACACUCAGGGCCGCAACUCCACACCACUCCACCUUGCAGCUGGCUACAACAACCUUGAAGUGGCUGAGUAUCUGCUGGAACAUGGGGCAGAUGUCAACGCCCAAGACAAAGGAGGCCUUAUCCCUCUCCAUAAUGCUGCGUCCUACGGCCAUGUUGACAUUGCUGCCUUGCUUAUCAAGUACAAUACAUGUGUGAAUGCCACAGACAAAUGGGCUUUCACACCCUUGCACGAGGCAGCCCAGAAGGGUCGCACACAACUCUGUGCCCUGCUCCUGGCUCAUGGAGCUGAUCCAACCAUGAAGAACCAAGAAGGCCAGACAGCCCUGGACCUGGCCACGGCUGAUGACAUCCGGGCCCUCCUUAUGGAUGCCAUGCCUCCAGACGCACUCCCAAGUUGCUUUAAGCCACAAGCCACAGUGGUCAGCGCCUCCGUCAUCUCCCCAGCCUCCACACCGUCCUGCUUAUCGGCUGCUAGCAGCAUAGACAACCUGGCCGGACCACUCAAUGAGCUGGCUGGCGGUGCUGCUGCUGGGAGCUCAGGAGUGGCAGAUGGAGCCGCAGGCACUGACCGCAAAGAAGGAGAAUUGACAAUGCUGGACAUGAAUAUCAGUCAAUUCCUGAAGAGCUUGGGUCUAGAGCACUUGAGGGACAUUUUUGAAAGAGAACAGAUCACUUUGGAUGUCCUUGUUGACAUGGGCCACGAGGAGUUGAAGGAAAUUGGAAUCAAUGCAUAUGGGCACCGACACAAACUUAUCAAGGGUGUAGAGAGGCUGCUGGGUGGUCAGCAAGGUGCCAAUCCAUACCUGACAUUCCACUGUGCCAACCAGGGCACCGUCCUCAUAGACCUCGCCCCAGAUGACAAGGAAUAUCAGUCGGUGGAGGAGGAGAUGCAGAGCACCAUCAGAGAGCACAGAGAUGGCGGCAACGCAGGCGGCGUGUUCAGCAGAUACAACAUCAUCAAGAUCCAAAAAGUGGUGAACAAGAAAUUGAGGGAACGUUACACACACAGGCAGAAGGAGAUCGCGGACGAGAACCACAACCACCACAACGAGCGCAUGCUGUUUCACGGUUCACCAUUCAUCAAUGCCAUCAUCCACAAAGGAUUUGAUGAGCGUCACGCCUACAUUGGAGGAAUGUUCGGGGCAGGCAUCUACUUCGCUGAGAACUCUUCCAAGAGCAACCAGUAUGUUUACGGUAUCGGCGGAGGCACAGGCUGUCCGACACACAAAGACCGGUCCUGCUAUCUGUGCCACAGGCAGAUGUUGUUCUGCAGGGUGACUCUAGGUAAGUCCUUCCUACAGUUCAGUGCCAUGAAAAUGGCCCACGCUCCCCCAGGACACCACUCUGUGAUCGGGCGGCCUAGUGUAAAUGGCUUGGCCUAUGCAGAGUAUGUGAUUUACAGAGGAGAGCAGGCCUUCCCAGAGUACCUCAUCACCUACCAGAUCUUAAAACCUGAGAGUGCAGCCCAGUCAGCUGCAGGAGCUGAACAGAAAUCAUAGUUGAUCACACACUUACUGCUUUUGUAUUUGCAAUGCAUAAAGACAUAUUGAUGAGACACAUUUCCACUUUUCCCUCCAGUGGAUGCUAAGGUGACCAGUACUUGCAGAUAUGCUGUGUAAUACUCUUGUCCUUGUCUCUUUUCACUUCUCGUGUAUCACUUGCAUGUUAACACAGGAGCAUGUAAGGCCCAUUAGUGUGUGGGUUACUUCUCUUGGUAGUUUGUCACCUUUUAGCAUCAUGCCUGAAGACUGUGGAGAACCACCAACCCCCUCAUAUUUGUUGAGAUGUGCAGUUUUUAUUUUUGUUUUUAAUUUCCCCCCCAAAUUUUGUGUACACUGAAUGCCACCAUAUCUGGGUUCACACUGUACAGAGGAUUUAAGGCAAACACUAUUCAAAAAAACUCAAUGAAAAUUGUUGUCAUCCUAUAAUGUUGACUGUGAACACUACAGUUUUUUGAGUGCGUAUAAGCCAUGAUGCACAAGCCGUCGCGAAGGCUGAGAUUCUUUAAGUCGGCAUUAGAAUAUACUGUAGUCCUAACUGAGAGUAUGCUCGGUAACACAGCUUGAUUGCAAUAUAAAACACCCUAAUAAAUAUGAGGGAUAUUCUACACAUGAAAGCUGUACAUUUAAAGCAUUAUGUAUGACAGAAUAGCUUUGUAUUGAAAGAUGCUUGUGAUGUUUUAAAACCUGAUAGCCAGUGAAUUCAUCAAAGCAUCCUUCUUGUCACCGUUCUUCUUUUCAUGCAUAAGGAUUUGCACUUUUACAUAGAAACCUAUUUAAGUUAUUUUCAAUUUAAAUAGAAACUGUUCAGGAAAAGAAUAUUUGUACAUGUUGUAUAAAUGGUUGUUUAUAACUGUUGCUGUCUAACAGUGUCUUGUGUUGAACGUGAAAUGUUUUUUUUCCUUUUAUGCAUUCUCUAUUCUCCCUUUUUUUAAAUAAAUGUCACAUUAACAUUU
This is a messenger RNA of Phyllopteryx taeniolatus (common seadragon), 4800 nucleotides long. RefSeq names its product poly [ADP-ribose] polymerase tankyrase-1. The transcript has 28 exons. NCBI's taxonomy places the organism in Eukaryota, Metazoa, Chordata, Actinopteri, Syngnathiformes, Syngnathidae. Gene Ontology annotation, molecular function: protein binding; NAD+ poly-ADP-ribosyltransferase activity. The coding region runs from base 77 to 3844 and encodes 1255 amino acids. The record is from RefSeq and is a predicted model, not a curated record.